AACUACCCAACUAACCACUCAUCUCACCCCGCCAAUUUCUUCAGCAAUUCAACAUUUGAAAAAUUCCUAGUACUAAAAAACAAUGUCUUCCUCAACAAUGUCUCUUUCUUCCUCAUCCUUCGCCGGACAGGCGGUGAAGAUCUCCUCUGAGAUCACCGCCAACAGCAGCGGAAGAGUCUCCAUGAGGAAGACAGCUGGCAAGCCCAAGCCCAAGCCCGCUUCAUCUGGCAGCCCAUGGUACGGCCCGGACCGAGUUAAGUACUUGGGCCUAUUCUCCGGUGAAGCUCCCAGCUACCUCACCGGCGAGUUCGCCGGCGACUACGGCUGGGACACCGCCGGACUCUCCGCCGACCCGGAAACCUUCGCCAAGAACCGCGAAUUGGAGGUGAUUCACUCCAGGUGGGCCAUGCUCGGUGCACUUGGUUGUGUAUUCCCGGAGCUAUUGGCCCGGAACGGCGUUAAGUUCGGGGAAGCCGUGUGGUUCAAAGCCGGGUCACAGAUCUUCAGUGAAGGAGGGUUGGACUAUUUGGGCAACCCGGGUUUGGUCCACGCGCAGUCCAUUUUAGCUAUAUGGGCCACCCAAGUUCUAUUAAUGGGUGCUGUUGAGGGCUACCGUAUUGCCGGCGGGCCACUCGGAGAAGUGGUCGACCCGUUGUACCCGGGUGGGAGUUUCGACCCGUUGGGCCUAGCUGAAGACCCGGAAGCAUUUGCAGAGCUGAAGGUGAAGGAGCUAAAGAAUGGCAGACUCGCAAUGUUUUCGAUGUUCGGAUUCUUCGUUCAAGCCAUUGUUACCGGAAAGGGUCCGUUGGAGAAUCUGGCGGAUCAUUUAUCCGACCCGGUUAACAACAAUGCUUGGUCUUACGCCACUAACUUUGUUCCCGGAAAGUAAACAUACAGCAGUUUUGUAAUUAAAUUUGUGGGCUUUAAUAUAAUGUAACAUGUGAUUGUGUGUGUAAAUGUAAAUGGAAAUGUGAGUAUUUCAGAUUUACAUAAGGCAAGAAAAAACUGUUUAAUUUGAA
This is a messenger RNA of Erythranthe guttata (spotted monkey flower), 1019 nucleotides long. Its product is annotated as chlorophyll a-b binding protein 3C, chloroplastic. The record is from RefSeq and is a predicted model, not a curated record. Gene Ontology annotation, cellular component: membrane. Lineage: Eukaryota; Viridiplantae; Streptophyta; Magnoliopsida; Lamiales; Phrymaceae. Gene Ontology annotation, biological process: photosynthesis, light harvesting.